Aedes aegypti (yellow fever mosquito) is the source of this 650-nucleotide messenger RNA. RefSeq lists its product as uncharacterized. The record is from RefSeq and is a predicted model, not a curated record. Gene Ontology annotation, cellular component: external side of plasma membrane. Gene Ontology annotation, molecular function: carbohydrate binding. Lineage: Eukaryota; Metazoa; Arthropoda; Insecta; Diptera; Culicidae. Bases 76 to 603 code for a protein of 175 amino acids. Gene Ontology annotation, biological process: biological process involved in interspecies interaction between organisms. The transcript is spliced from 2 exons.
CUGCAGCAUCACGGCUCUCAGUAGGCGCAUUCCAGUUGGCGAGUGAAUUGUGAAAUACGCGGCUUCAAAUCCAAUAUGGCACCGUCCUCCAUAUUGAAGGGCAUAGUUCUAGUGCUGCCAAGUGUCUUCGCCUGUGCAGUUUCAAUCGUUACGAUGGAUAAGGAGGCCAUGGCUACGCAUGAAUGUGACGCUGAUACAGCGAUGGUGGUUCCAAAUUUUAAGGCAAACUGGUUCAAAGCGACCGAGUACUGCCACUAUCUGGGCCGCAAUCUGGUCAUGGUGGGUUCGCCAGAAAAGCAAGCGGUCGUGGCCAAGGUGAUCGAAGCGACGGACAAGGCAGGAGACAACUCGUUUUGGAUCGGCGGUAGCGAUCUGGCCGAGCUGGGAAACUUCCACUGGCACUCGAUGGGUACCCGGUUCGUGUGGCACAACUGGAACGAACUGUCGGAUUCGCCGAUGACCGGCGAUAACCGGAAGGACGAUCGAUGUGUGCUGCUCGGGAAUCAGAACGACGAAGGGUCGCCGGAUGGGUUCAAGUGGAUCGUGGUGAACUGCUGGGAUGAGUACUAUUUCGUUUGCGAGAGGCCGAUUUAUCAGAAAUGAAAAGUGAAUUUAAGGAUUUUGUCAAAAUACACUUCAAACUUUAUUAA